AUGAAUUGGGAAUUUGUAAAUAAAGACUUACAUAUUCAAGCGCAGAGGAUUAUUAUAAAUAUAUAUUCUUGUUUACGGGACGAAAAUAGUACACUUUCGGAAACUAAUAUUGUGAUAAGGAUAUGUGAACUUACCAAAAUUGCGCGUUCCACAGUGUUACGAGUUAUUGCAGCUGGGGAUGUAAUUGAUCAUUCUGUUAAGCGUCAAAGAGUUGGACAAAACCUUAAAAAGAUUGAUAAGGCCACUAGGGAUGUUAUUUGUCGCUUUGUCUAUGAAUUUUAUCAGGACAACAAAGUUCCAACGUUGGAAAUGCUUCAAGCUAAGUUGAAAAUAUGUCCCGAUUAUCCAUAUAAAUCCCUUGAUACAUUGAGGCGUGCUUUAAUAGAAUGCGGAUUUAAUUAUAAAAAACUAGACAAGAGAAUGGUAAUUAUGGAAUCUACAAGGAUUGUGAUACAGAGGCAACAUUAUUUACGCAAAAUAAAAGAAUACCGAGAUGACAACAGAGACAUUGUGUAUCUUGAUGAAACGUGGUUUGACACCCAUGAUGUAGUACAAUAUGGCUGGAUGGAUGGUAGCAAAAAGUGCUGCUUGAGUACUCCUUGUUCGAGGGGAAAAAGAAUUCUAAUUCUACAUGUUGGAACUAAGGACGGAUUUGUACCUAAUGCCUUGUUGUUAUCGUCAAAAAAUAUUAAACAGUCCUCAGCUGAUUAUCAUGAGGAUAUGACGGCUGAACUCUUUGAAAAAUGGGCAACGGAACAGCUUCUACCAAAUAUUAAAACAAAUUCCGUGAUAGUAAUGGACAAUGCGCCAUACCAUUCUAGACUCUACACCAAAAUUCCAAAUACUAGCUCCAAGAAGGGAGAUAUCAUAGAAUUUAUGGAGAAUAAAGGCAUGACAAUACCUAGUAAAUGUACCAAAAAGGAAUUGUUGCAGUUAAUUAAGCAACAAAAUUUAAAAAAAGAAUAUGCCGUUGAUAAACUCUUUGAACGCCAUGGGCAUAUGGUUUUACGGCUCCCCCCAUAUCAUUGUGUUUUCAACCCAACUGAAAUGGUAUGGGCUGAUGUUAAAAAUAAAUUGCGGAAAAUGAACCAAUCUCCGCAAUUAAGUGAUGUUGUUGUCCAAAAUAUAAGAACAGUAAUAGAAGAUCUCAACAAAACUAACAUUUGGAAAAAUUGUGUAGCUCAUGUUCAAGUAAAAGAAAAUGAAUAUGUUACUUUACCACCAAUUCAACCGAUAGUUAUAAACCCAAAUGACGACUCAAGUUCUGAACAAACGGAUAGUGAUUAG
This is a messenger RNA of Diabrotica virgifera virgifera (western corn rootworm), 1287 nucleotides long. RefSeq lists its product as uncharacterized. The transcript has a single exon. The record is from RefSeq and is a predicted model, not a curated record. NCBI's taxonomy places the organism in Eukaryota, Metazoa, Arthropoda, Insecta, Coleoptera, Chrysomelidae. The coding region runs from base 1 to 1287 and encodes 428 amino acids. Gene Ontology annotation, molecular function: nucleic acid binding.